AUGUCUACUCAGAAGGCAGUCAUUGUUACUCAACCGAAGACCGCCGGCUUGGUCAGUGACCGUGCUAUUCCCAAGCUCCGCGAUGAUUACGUCCUCGUCAAGACCGUCAGCGUGGGUUUAAACCCCACUGACUGGAAGCACGUCGACUUCCUCUCGCCGCCCGGGGUACUUUUAGGAUGUGAUUACUCUGGUAUUGUUGAGGCCGUUGGCAAAGAUGUCAAGCUACCCUGGAAGAAAGGUGACCGUAUCUGCGGUUCCGCCCACGGGGGUAAUGCCGUCCAACCCGAAGAUGGCACUUUCGCCGAGUACAUUGUUGUCAAGGGCGAUGUGCAGCUCCGAAUCCCCGAACAUCUUAGUUUCCAGGAAGCUGCCGUGCUCGGAGUAGGCAUCCAGACUAUCGGCCAGUCUCUAUAUCAAUACUUAGGGCUGGCUCCACCGACCCAACCUAUCCAAGAUGCGACUCCGAUUCUUAUCUAUGGUGGUUCUACCGCUACGGGAACCCUGGCCAUCCAGUUCGCCAAGCUCUCUGGUUACCGGGUGCUCACCACCUGCUCACCACACAACUUCGACCUCGUCCGUGGCCUCGGCGCCGACGCUGUCUUUGAUUACAACGACCCAGAGUCCGCCGCUCAGAUUCGCCAGCAGACAAACAACAACCUAAAGCUAGUCUUGGACUGUAUCUCUCUUCCUUCGAGUGUUGAGUUCAAUGACAAGGCACUUUCAACCGAGGGCGGCGAGUACCUCUCACUCUUGCCCGUGAAAAUCGAUCGCGCGAACGUCAACAGUCGCGCCGUCCUAGUCUACAGCGCCCUCGGCGAGGCUUUCAAUUUUGGCAACAUGGCUUUCCCCGCUAAGCCGGAGGAUUUCGAGCACGCCAAGAAGUUCACUCAGGCGGCUCAGGCUCUUUUGGAUCUGGGCAAAAUCAAAGUUCAUCCCCCGAAGGUUGGAAAGGAUGGUCUACGUGGUGUCUUGGAAGGACUAGAGCUGCUCAGGACCAACAAAGUGAGUGGUGCAAAACUGGUUUAUAAUAUUGCGGAGACCCCUUAGUUAGUGGCACAGAUCGACAUAUCUUUCAAGUGUGUAGUGAAAGAACCCAUUUUUUUUGCCA
Molecule: messenger RNA, 1108 nt
Organism: Aspergillus calidoustus
Lineage: Eukaryota; Fungi; Ascomycota; Eurotiomycetes; Eurotiales; Aspergillaceae
Source: the annotation of a GenBank genome assembly